CUCAAAACAGUAAUUCAACACUACGGCCCUAUAAGAGACCACGCAGAUAAAAGCAGUACAAUCCAUUGGCCAAUCAUGCUUUUCAAGUAGUUAAUGUAUUCAACAACUCUGCCCUAUAUAUAUCAUUUCUACCUCACCAAAACCCAAAACAAAAGCAGAGGAAGGAGCUCACGAGUGUCUCCCUUCUUCCUCAAAAAGAACAACAGAAGAGAAAAACAAAUCACCUAAACCAGACCCAUGUCUCAUGAUACUAAGAUCCUCUGUUCCAUUUUCCUACUCCUCCUUCAAUACCAAUUCCAAUUUUGCACCCCCACUGACACCAUAAACAACACCCAGUCCCUGAAAGAUGGUGACUUGCUCAUCUCCAGCAAUCAAACCUUUGCCCUGGGGUUCUUUACCCCCGGAAAAUCGACAAACUGGUACCUCGGAAUGUGGUACCACAAGGUUUCCGAGCAGACCGUUGUCUGGGUCGCCAACAGGGGCGACCCAAUCAACGACACAUCCGGUUCCCUCUCAUUUGACGUCACGGGAAACCUGGUCGUAACCGGUCCAGACCGGAGCAAUCCGAUCUGGUCCACAAAUGUUUCAGAUCCGACGCUGGCAAAAAACUCCUCGGCUCAGCUACUGGAUUCAGGAAAUUUGGUGGUGCUUGAUAGCAAUGGGGUAGUUGUGUGGCAGAGCUUUGAUUAUCCUACGAAUACUUUGCUUCCCAACUUUAGAUUCGGUGUGAACCGGAAAACCGGUCUGAACCGGUUCGUGACAUCUUGGAAGUCGGGCGAUGACCCGGAACCCGGGGAGUACUCUUUGAAAAUGGACCUUAACGGGGCUCCUCAACCGUUUCUGUACAAGGGUUCGGAGCUGGUUUGGCGGGUGGGUUCGUGGAUAGGGCGCGAGUGGAGCGGUGUACCCGAGAUGAAAAUGGACUACUUCAACCACAGCUACGUCGAAAAUCAGGACGAGGUAAGUAUGACUUACUCUAUUCUUGACCCCUCGAUUUCCGUGAGAAUGGUGCUCAACGAAUUCGGGACGCUUCAGAGGUUGACGUGGAACGAUAAUGAGCAUAGAUGGGUUGAGAUUUACACAGGUCCGAAAAAACCCUGCGACUCCUACAACUACUGCGGCACAAACGGUUACUGUGACCCGUCCAACUUAGUCAAGGGCCAGUUCGAAUGCACAUGCCUGCCCGGGUUCGAGCCCAAGUCGGCACACGACUGGUAUCUGAGGGACGGGUCGGGCGGGUGCGUGAGGAAGCGGGGCUGGCACGUGUGUGGGGGCGGCGGGGGCUUCGAGAAGGUGCCAUUUGCGAAGGUGCCGAACCCGUGGACGGCACAUGUGGAUAGGGGUGUGAAGGGGCUAAAAGAGUGUGAGUCGGAGUGCUUGAGGAAUUGCUCGUGCAAUGCGUAUGCGAGUGCGGAUGUUUCUCGCGGGGACAGUGGAUGCGUGACGUGGCACGGGGAUUUAAUGGACUCCAGAGUGUUUACAAGUGGGGGCCAGGAUUUAUAUAUUCGGGUUGAUGCUGUUGAACUAGCCCAAUAUUUGAAGUCUCAACAACACUCUCAUGGGAAGAAGCAGGGAAUGGUGGCAGCUAUAGCGGCCUCAGUUACUGCGGUUUCGCUUCUCGCAUUCUGCUUAAUUUGUUGGUUGGUGGUGAAGAAAAGAAGAGGAAUAAGAGAACAACAACAUUUAUUAUUUAGUCCCGACACUACAACAUCCCUUGAAGCCUCCUCAAUGGGAAAACACUUCGAUGAAAGUGGCACAAAUCCAGAAUUAUCAUAUUUUGACCUAAGCAUCAUUGUCUCAGCCACAGGCAAUUUUUCGUUGGAUAACAAGCUUGGUGAAGGUGGAUUUGGCACCGUGUAUAAGGGUCGGCUACCUAAUGGACAAGAAAUCGCAGUCAAAAGGCUAGCAAAGAAUUCAGGACAAGGGGCGGAGGAAUUCAAGACCGAAGUUACAUUGAUUGCCAAACUGCAGCAUAGGAACCUAGUGAGGUUGCUGGGAUAUUGCAUUCAAAAAGAUGAGAAAGUGUUGAUCUAUGAGUACUUGCCAAACAAGGGCUUGAACUCUUUCAUCUUUGAUAGGACAAAAGGCUCGUCUAUAGAUUGGAAAAUGCGCUUCAACAUUGUUUUGGGGAUCGCUAGAGGGCUAUUAUACCUUCACCAAGACUCUAGACUAAGGAUAAUCCAUAGGGACCUAAAAGCUAGCAAUGUGUUACUAGAUGCAGAAAUGAAUCCGAAAAUAUCGGAUUUUGGUAUGGCUAAAAUUUUCGGAAAGGACCAGAUCGAAGCUAAUACAAACAGGGUGGUCGGAACAUACGGCUAUAUGUCACCUGAGUACGCAAUGGAAGGGCUAUUUUCAGUAAAAUCUGAUGUUUUCAGCUUCGGAGUUUUGCUCUUGGAGAUCAUUACUGGCAGGAAGAACAGCAGCUAUAUUCAGGACAAUUCUGUGAACUUAAUUGGGCAUGUUUGGAGCUUGUGGCAAGAAGGCCGGGCUGUGGAAAUAGUUCGUUCAUGGAUGACCGAAUCAGAUUCGGAUAAAGAAGUUCUCAGGUGCAUUCACAUCGCCCUGUUGUGCGUGGAAGAAUCAGCCAACGAUAGGCCAAAUAUGUCGGAAGUUGCUUUCAUGUUGUGCAACGAAACAGCACUGCCUCCCCCUAAGCAGCCUGCUUUCAUCUUCAAAGGAGCUGACAACAGGCCGGACACGUCCUCAUCGGCAAGGGCUGGAGCAGUUUCUAUAAAUGAUGUUACGCUUUCGGCUAUUCAAGCUAGAUAGGUGCUGAAAAAUUACAUAGAUGUGUUCUUGCUUCCUCUUUCACCAAAAUUAGAUGUCUUCGGCAUUUGUUUGCGGGGGUGGCUGUAACUGUAUAUGUUAGUAGUCACAGUCUCACAGAGGACGUGUUUGGAGCCUCACGUAGCUGUAAAUUAGAAAUUAACAUUCUUUUUUGAAUUCCUUUGAAUAAAAAAAAACUUACAUAGAGUUGAGGAAGGCAUAACUUCCAAUUACAUCAAAA
This is a messenger RNA of Rhododendron vialii, 3007 nucleotides long. Its product is annotated as G-type lectin S-receptor-like serine/threonine-protein kinase RKS1. Gene Ontology annotation, molecular function: protein serine/threonine kinase activity; ATP binding. Gene Ontology annotation, biological process: protein phosphorylation; recognition of pollen. Bases 238 to 2769 code for a protein of 843 amino acids. The transcript has 9 exons. The record is from RefSeq and is a predicted model, not a curated record. NCBI's taxonomy places the organism in Eukaryota, Viridiplantae, Streptophyta, Magnoliopsida, Ericales, Ericaceae.